AUGUCGCGCCACGCCCAGAUCGAGGAGCUGUCCGACUCCGACCCCGAUGAGGUCGCUCCCUAUGAUGACACCCCGCUGACUGGAAACAACAUUAUUGCGCCCGUGUCCGUCCCUGCAGCAGCUCCUCGUCCAUCGAAUCCUCCUCCCAUGGCCCAGGCUCAGGCCCAGGCUCCGAUGCCUGAGCCGCAGCGCGAAAUCCCCCGACACUUCCAAUGCCUCUACCCCGUCUACUUCGAUAAAACCCGCUCUCGCGCAGAGGGCCGCAAGGUCGGCGCUGACUUGGCUGUGGAGAACCCGCUCGCUCGUGACAUUGUCGACGCCGUACAGAUGCUGGGAUUAAAGGCUGGAUUGGAACCUGAAAAGCUACACCCUAAGGACUGGGCCAAUCCCGGGCGUGUGCGUGUGAUGCUCAAGGAUGAGAAUGGAAAAUUGGUGAACUCCAAAAUCAAGAAUAAGCAUCAUCUUUUCAUCCUCGUCGCCGAAUACUUGAAAGCCCACCCCACCACCGAACAAUCGCCUUACCGGUUACGAAUUCGCGGACUCCCUAUGCCCGAAAAGCUCCCAGAAGCUCCUCCUGCCCCGCGCGGCUGGAAGAUUGGCAAAAUUCUACCAAUCCAUUCUCCGGCGUACAGCGGCGGCGGUGUCAGCGACAACCCGUUCAAAGAGGCCAUGGCUGAGAUGCAGAACAUGGGAGGAAUGCCCGGUAUGCCGCAGAUUCCUGGCAUGCCUGGAAUUCCGGGGUUGGGCGGCGAGCCCUCCGGAGCAGGAACGGAGAAGAAGAAGAAGGACAAGAAGAAGGGUAAAUGA
Penicillium maclennaniae is the source of this 807-nucleotide messenger RNA. Its product is annotated as RNA-binding signal recognition particle subunit SEC65. Gene Ontology annotation, cellular component: signal recognition particle, endoplasmic reticulum targeting. Gene Ontology annotation, molecular function: 7S RNA binding. NCBI's taxonomy places the organism in Eukaryota, Fungi, Ascomycota, Eurotiomycetes, Eurotiales, Aspergillaceae. Gene Ontology annotation, biological process: SRP-dependent cotranslational protein targeting to membrane, signal sequence recognition; SRP-dependent cotranslational protein targeting to membrane. The record is from RefSeq and is a predicted model, not a curated record. Bases 1 to 807 code for a protein of 268 amino acids. The transcript is spliced from 2 exons.